AUGUUUAAGGUCAUUGUGCAAAGAGCGAUUUGCAAUUUCCUUGAAGAAUAUUUUCUUUUCAGCAUAGAAUAUUUUCUUAUUCAGUUGGUAGUUCUGUGUCUGCACCAUGCACUCAGUUUAUCUGUUGCAGCAGAAACACCUCUUCGGAGCAGUUCAUUGACAAGUGGAUCACUGGGAAGAUUGCUUGCACCUCGUCGAUAUAACUUCAAGGAUGACAUGGAGAUAUUUUCUCAACUAUUGGAAGUUCAAUCAAAUACUCAUUCAUUUGAUCAGUUGUGGGAUGGAAGGUGGUGGUCGUGA
Messenger RNA from Fraxinus pennsylvanica, 300 nucleotides. The record is from the annotation of a GenBank genome assembly. NCBI's taxonomy places the organism in Eukaryota, Viridiplantae, Streptophyta, Magnoliopsida, Lamiales, Oleaceae.